UGCAUGAAGCUUUGCAUGUACCCCCCUGAUAUAAAUCCUGAUAAUAAAAUUCCUGGCAGUGCAAUGUGACAGCUGCCAGAGGUCAUUUGAGGGCAUUAAUCAGCAUCUUAAAGGAUGGGGUACUGUUUCCGGUGCAUGCAUGUGUGUGCUGGUUGUGCACGCAGGUGCGGAAGGACGUGCACACGCAUGAUGUCUGAUGUCUGAGAGAGCGUGUGUGUGUGUGUGUGUGUGUGCGUUUAUAGCCUAUGUGUGUGUGACUGUGUGUGUGGGGGUGUGUAAGUGUGUGUGUGUGCCUCGACCAGCCCCCCUCUCUCUUUGUCCCUCCUCAACAGUGAAACCCAGGCGCGCGCCAUCAAUCUCCCCGCGCAUCCCGCUUCCCACAACAACCUUCACUUCACUUUCACAUCCGCAUCACCCUCGAUCACGGACCAAGUUGCCGCCGCAAGAGAUCCAUGUUUCGCCUCCCUGAGAUGCGACACCACCCCACCGUUUACCGGAGAAUAUCGUCCGUCCGCUGAGCGAGAGCAUGCCCGAUACGGGGGCGGCCAGUGCGGCGGGCACCGCGACCGACGGCGCCGCCGAGGGCUCGCGGCACCGACACCGGUCGCAGGGGGAGGGAGAGAAGCACGAGUCGCACGCCGGCCCGCCACCCAGCACGUCUGGGGUCCUGGACAAGCUGUUUGGGAAGCGUCUUCUCCAGGCCGGGCGACACAUCAUGUCCCACAAGUCCUGGAUGAAGUCGGUGCCCACGGAGAACUGCGACCUGCUCAUGACGUUCGCAGACUCCACGGACGACCACACGUUGCUAUGGCUACUGAACCACAUCCGGCUGGGCAUCCCCGAGCUCAUCAUCCAGAUCCGGCAUCACAAACAGACCAGCGUGUACGCCUUCUUCGUCACAGCGACCUACGAGAACCUGCUGCGGGGGGCGGAGGACCUGGGUCUGAGGAAGGCCAUCAAGCCGGAGUACGGGGGCGGAGCCCGGAGCUUCUCCUGCGAGGAGGACUACACCUACGAGAACAUCGAGAGCGAGCUCUGCUUCUUCACCUCACAGGAGCGACAGAGCAUCAUCAAGCACUGGCUGGACAACCUACGUGCCAAGCAAGGCGAGGUGCUCCACAACAUCAACUUCCUGGAGGGCCAGCCAAUCAUCCCUGAGCUGAGUGCGCGGGGGGUGAUCCGCCAACUGUUCCCGCUCCACGAGCAGCGGAUCCUCAGCCAGCUGAUGAAGUCCUGGGUGCAGGCGGUGUGUGAGAAGCAGCCGCUGGAUGAUAUCUGCGACUACUUCGGGGUGAAGGUGGCCAUGUACUUCGCCUGGCUGGGGUUCUACACCACCUCCAUGCUGUACCCCGCCGUCAUCGGCUUUGUGCUGUGGAUGCUCACCGAGUCAGACCAGACGAGCCGGGACAUCUGCUCGGUGGUGUUUGCGCUGUUCAACGUGGUGUGGGCCACGCUGUUCCUGGAGCGCUGGAAGAGGAGGGGCUCGGAGCUGGCCUACAAGUGGGGGACGCUGGACAGCCCGGCCGAGUGCCUGGAGGAGCCACGGCCGCAGUUCAGGGGGGUGAAGCGCUGCAGCCCCGUCACCGGCUGUGAGGAGUACUUCUACCCCCCGUGGCGGCGGCUCCUGUUCAGGUGGCUGGUCAGCCUGCCCGUCUGCCUGCUCUGCCUCUGCGUCGUCUUCCUGGCCAUGCUGGUCUGCUUCGAGCUGCAGGAGUUUGUGAUGGGGAUCAAAGAAAUGCCAAGGCUAGCCCGCUUCAUCCCCAAGAUCAUGCUGGCCAUCACUGUGAGCGCGUGUGACGAAGUGUACAGGAAGAUAGCCUUCUGGCUCAACGACAUGGAAAACUACAGACUCCAGAGUGCCUAUGAGAAACAUCUCAUCAUCAAAAUGGUUCUUUUUCAGUUUGUAAAUUCUUAUCUUAGCCUUUUCUACAUCGGGUUCUACCUCAAAGACAUGGAGCGUCUGAAAGAGAUGCUGGCCACCCUUCUCAUCAUCCGCCAGUUCCUCCAGAACGUGAAGGAGGUGCUGCAGCCUUACUUGUACGAGCGCCAGAAGCUGUACGACCUCACCCCCCGGGCCCUGUGGGAGCUCUUCUCCUCAGCGCUGCUCAAGUACGCCCGGCUGGCCGCAGGAAAGCCCCAGGCUUCUCCCAGCGACCAGGCCGCACUGGGCCCCGGCCUCAGAGGCCAGAGAGCGGGCCAGGGACAAGCAGAAAGAAGGGAGAAGAAGUGUCUGAACGGGGGCUGCGGGGUCCCGGAUGAGGAGGAGGGGGGCGCGGACCGGGACGAGGCAGACAGCGGGCGCUUCAGCGAGGGGGAGACGGAGGAGGAGAGCCUGAUGGACUGCGGGCUGAAGCUCAGGAAGGUCAGCUUCAUCGAGAAGGUGGAGCGGCGGGCCUGCAGCGGCCCCCCCAUCGACGACAGCUUCCUGGAGGAGGGCAGCCCCACCAUGGUGGAGCAGGGCAUGGCCUCCGUCUUCCAGAUGUGCGACGACGACGACGACAACGGCGUCCACGACAUCAAGGAGCCGCACCACGCCGGGGGGGGCGGGGCCACGACGGGGGUGGGGGCAGGGGGGGCGGAGCACGGGGGGGCGCGGCAGAGGAAGCAGGGGCGGGGGGGCCCGGAGAGGGCGGAGCCGAGGGCCAAGCGGGAGUCGUGGAUCGACCCACCGGAGGAGCGGGAGAACAAGACGCUGACGCAGGCGGAGGUGGAGAGCUGCAUGCAGACCUACGAGGACACGUUCGGGGACUACCAGGAGAUGUUCGUCCAGUUCGGCUACGUGGUGCUGUUCUCCUCGGCCUUCCCGCUGGCCGCUCUGUGCGCGCUCAUCAACAACAUCAUCGAGAUCCGCAGCGACGCCUUCAAGCUCUGCAGCGGCCUGCAGAGGCCCUUCGGCCAGAGGGUGGAGUGCAUCGGCCAAUGGCAGACGGCCAUGGAGGCCAUGGGUCUGAUCGCCAUCAUCGUCAACUGUUACCUGAUUGGACAGUGCGGCCAGCUCCAGCGUCUCUUCCCCUGGCUCAGCCCCGAGAUGGCCAUCAUCUCCAUCGUCAUCCUGGAGCACUUUGCGGUCCUGCUGAAGUACAUCAUCCACGUGUCCAUCCCUGAUAUUCCCAACUGGGUGGAGGAGGAGAUGGCCAAGCUGGAGUACCAGCGCAGAGAGGCCUUCAAGAAGCACGAGCGGCAGGCGCAGCAGCACUACCAGCAGCUGCAGCGGCGCAAGCGCGAGGAGGAGGAGCGGCAGCGGCAGGCGGAGCACGCCGCCCGCCGCGAGAGGGAGCGCGGCGAGGGCAAGGGGGGGGACGGCGCCUCCGGGGGCGGCGGCGGCGGCGGGGGGGACCACCACCAUGACAAGUCCCAUGGCAGCAAGUCCCGCUCGUCCGGCGGGGGCGGGGCCAGUGGAGGAGGAGGAGGCGGCGGCGGCGGCGGGAGCGGCGAGAAGCCCAAGCGGCCCAGCUCGCUGCUGGCCAACAACAACGUGAUGAAGCUCAAGCAGAUCAUGCCGCUGCAGGGCAAGUUCUCGUCGGGCGCCGGUGCCCGCUCGCCCCAGUCGCCCACGGGCGCCGAGCCCAAGCUGCCGGGCUUCCUGAGCUUCAAGUUCCUCAAGUCGCCCGAGAACAGGAAGGAGGUCGCCGCCGCCGCCGUGACAUCUUCCUCUUCGUCGUCGUCCUCGGUGUCCGGGAGCGGCUCCCAGGAGCGCUCCCAGUCGCCCAGCAAGGCCUUCAACCCCGGAAAACUCUUUAACUUCGGGAAGACGGAGGGCGGGGCCUGUGUGAACGGAGGCUCCUCCUCCUCCGACGGCGGCGGCCGGCUGCCGUCCCGGGCGGACUUGAACGGCGUGCCGGACGAGAUCCCGGCGCCGGGGUGCAACGGGGGGCCGGAGAACGGCCACCCCUCCUCCGACCCGGACCACAAAGCCUAGGAGGGACCCCGAGGUCCGGGUCCCGUCCGCGGCGGAGCAGCGAGGCGCUUACUGUGAAAAGGGGGAGGAGACACGCGACCCCGCGCCGGAACAGGGGAGUGUCCGCGCCCGGGCAGCAGAACCACGACGAGGAGGGAGGGGGCUAGGAGGGAGGGGGCUAGGAGGGGAGGGGACGAGGAGGUGGGGGACAAGGAGGAGGGGAAGGGGAGGAAAGAUGGUUCGGCUGCAGUGGAAUGCUUUUAUUUUCCUUUUUUUGGCUGAUGGACAAAAACACACACGAGUCGUCCCGGGAAAAAGACAUAAGCCCUGCUGUCAUGCCCCCAAACGCACACGAGGAACACACACGCAUGCACGCACUCACGCGACACACAUGCACGCACACACACACACACACAGAGACACACACGCACAUAGACACACUCACAUAGACACACACGUCUGCAAUACAUAAAGAAAUGCAUGAGCUGCGUUUCGGAUCUUUUGAAGCCUUUAAAGCGCCGAGAGCUGUACUUCUUGGUUUUCUGGGGGUCAAACAUGUUAAGUGUCUCUGUGGCCCUGCCACUAGAAUACGACCAGAGUGAAGGGAGAACAGGAAGGAAACGCAGGUUAAAUCAGCUAACACUGAGCACUGCUAGCUCAAAUUAAACCGAUUUAUAAUUAGAUAAUAUCAGUCUCAUUUUUAACUUUGAGGGAAUCCUGGACCCUUCACUUUUAUACUUAAGUGUAAAUUUAGGACAAGCAAUAUCAAUCUGCGUUUUAAUCCCAAACUGUUCUGCAAAAUUUGAUCAAUCAUCACACAAACCCCCAAAACCAUAACACGGUGGCUUUUUAAACCACUCUUUAGGAGUUCUAGUUUAUUUUGAAGGUACUAGCUUUCUCAACAGCAUCACAUCCCAGCAUCACAAACCCUCAUUCACAUCAAGAGGCAAUAUCAGAGUCCUUCUGACGGGGCUGGGGAGAGAAACCGCUUCCUAGAGAACUCUGUCGUUUCAAAUCAAUACGCAGAAGGGUGUGGGGGAGGGGGGGGGGGGGGUCGAGGCUGGGAAGAUUUCCUCAUCAGGGCCUGUGGGCGUGGCUUUGAGUGAAACUUUCCGAUGAAGGUGUGUGUUUGUUUGUAUGUACGGGGGGGGGGGUAACAUUUGCACUAAAUCCAAACACCCUGCUCAGUAGAACCCCAUCUUUCUGCGUGGGGGGGGGGGGGGGGGGGGCUCAUAGCAUUAUGCAAGAGUUUCUUUAAACCGUCAUUACACAGACAAUGCUGUUGUUGACAAAGCAGUUUUUUAUUUUGUUAUUUUAUGAUUGUAGCUCUGAUUUACUUUGAACUACAUUUUUAUACAUACCGUUUCCUGUAUUCCUUGCAAUGUAUGGGGUUACUUUCUCUCUUCUUUUUUUUUUACCAAAACAGUGCUUUUUUUAUAUUUGUUUCAGUAAAGUGAACUAUACAGAAUAAUGUGUUCAUGUCAUUGGAUAUAAAUGCGGUAUAUGAACUAUCAUUUAGUCACUACCUUACCACUAUUUCGGUUCCGUAGUGUCUCCAGCAGGGGGGGCAAUAGAGCUGCAAAUGAAUCGUUGCCCAGCGAAAUGUUUCGUCCAAUCAGUUGAUGGGGUUUAAGAUGCGUAAAACCCCAGCGUCUCUAUGAAUGAAAUGCAGUGGUGAGGGGACACACAAACACAUACACACACAGUCACAGACACACACACAAACACAGAGGGGCUGUUGCACUGCAAAGUUUAGCAACGGAAAUGUAAACUAUGCAUCUCCUGACCCUCGCCUCUGACAGACUUCUUUGCAAUAACACGGUUGUUGUGGGGGACUUCACUGUCCUACUCAUGUCUAGGUUAGCGGUCGCAGUCCUGUUUCUCUACGAUGCCUAGUUGCAGUACCUGUAUCGAUGUGUUCCCUCGAUGGUUUCCAUCUGUGUUACUGGUAGGUCAUCAUUUGAGAAGGCACAGACCUAUGGUUCAAAAGAUGAGGGAAAGCCCUUGACUUAACAUCCAGCUGCAUAAACAUUCACCCAUCUCUCUCCCUCUGUUUCUUAAUGGGGGCUAUGGUGAACACAGAGGCAAUCAACAUGUUCCGCUCCAUCACACCCCCUUCCUCUAUCAGAUGUUUGUCUCUUCAGCUUUGCAGCCAAACUUUACAAUAUCGAAGUUGUCUAACAUCUUUUAACACAGUAAAGCAAAACCAUUUUUCAAUGCAAUAAGGGAAAAAAUGGCUUUCGUUUAUCGUCUUGUUUUUCCACAUUUGAAAGUCAUUGUCAUGAUUGUAUAUUGGGUAGAGCGAGCGCCUCUCCUAUUCCACCUCCCUGUCAUGUAGGACCCAUCUCCCUGAUCACAGACAGCCCAGUGUGACUGUCCUCGGCUGAGCUUAGGACUUUGAGCAGGACUUGUCAAUAACAUCGUUCACUCCUACAGCUUUCGCCCUCUUCAGUUAGGUUACAAUGUGAUCAUUGUUAUUCCGACGGGGAUGAUUGACCUAAGACGUGAGGAAGAGUGCUAAUUAGCGUUCUCAGUCACGGUCUCGGUGCUCUAACGCGUGAUCUUACUCCCGUCACAAAGACAUAACGUUCAAAAGCUAGUUUAGACUAAACUGACACCGCCGAACCCCCCUAACACUCGCUACUCUGCAGAGGUCUCUGUGUCGACGGCUGAGAACCACCGUGAGUGGCCGUCCCCGGAUUCAAUAUCAGCUGUUUCUGUUUCUGUUUUCUGGUCGUUUCUGUGUGUAACCACGGUGUGCGCGCUCCGUUUGCGCUCCGGAGCAGGUGGGGUGGAGGCGGUGGGUGGGGGUCCCGGGAGCCUGGUUGGUGGGACGCGGUCCACGGCGGUUUGGUGGCCGUUGGAGCUGAAGACGUCUGCGUGAAAGCAGCGCUUACGGAAAACCUAUCAUAUGCUCUUCCAAUGUACCACUGUACAAAAAAAAACUUUUCAAGAUAUGAUUCUGGGAAAUUGGAUUAUUUAUUUCUGUUAAUUUAUUUUGUCAUAUUUUUGUAAGACAUGAGAAAUAGAUAAUAAAAUAAUUUCAAAAUG
Molecule: messenger RNA, 6949 nt
Organism: Gadus morhua (Atlantic cod)
Lineage: Eukaryota; Metazoa; Chordata; Actinopteri; Gadiformes; Gadidae
Gene: ano8b
Product: anoctamin 8b
Exons: 19
Coding region: 527-3919 (1130 amino acids)
Biological process (GO): chloride transmembrane transport
Cellular component (GO): plasma membrane
Molecular function (GO): chloride channel activity
Source: RefSeq, a predicted model, not a curated record